Messenger RNA from Microstroma glucosiphilum, 2125 nucleotides. Its product is annotated as Allantoicase. NCBI's taxonomy places the organism in Eukaryota, Fungi, Basidiomycota, Exobasidiomycetes, Microstromatales, Microstromataceae. Bases 79 to 1929 code for a protein of 616 amino acids. Gene Ontology annotation, biological process: allantoin catabolic process. The record is from RefSeq and is a predicted model, not a curated record. The transcript is spliced from 4 exons. Gene Ontology annotation, molecular function: ureidoglycolate hydrolase activity; ureidoglycolate lyase activity; allantoicase activity.
CCUCGGCAAUCACGCCUUCGUAGCCUCGACUCACCUCUCGACACCAUACUACCAUACCAUCAGACCGCGCAAGCCAUCAUGUUCACCGCACUCAAGCUAGAAGACUUUCACCUGCUGGAGAAUGCAGCUACCGAGGUAUCCUCCGUCGCACUCGGAGGGCAGGCAUUGUCAUGCUCUGACGAGUGGUUCGCACCAGCCUCGGACCUGCUCAAGGUCGAGCCAGCCCCCAGUCUCAAAGGUCAAUUCGGACCCAAGGGAGCACUGUUCAGCGGAUGGGAGACGAGACGGCACAAUCCCGAGCCAACUGACUGGGCCAUCAUCAGGCUGGGUCCAAAGGCUGGGGCUUCCAUCGUAGGCUUUGAUGUAGACACCGCUCACUUCAACGGCAACGAGGCUCCUGAAGUCGAAGUGUUCGGCCUGCGCAUGCCAGCAGAAGAGGAGGCUGCUGGCUCGAUUCCAGAGCACACUGACAGCAGAUGGGAGCCAAUUCUGCCCCGUGUCCCUUGCGGACCAUCUCAGAGGCACCUCUUCUCCGUGCAACACGAGGGCAUCGUCACGCACGUCAAGCUCAACAUGAUUCCAGAUGGUGGUAUCGCCAGGUUCAGAGUCUAUGGCAAUAUUCCACCUCCUCCUGUUGGCCUCGGUGUAGCAGAGUCUCAGAGUCCGGACAGUCGUUUGAACUCACUCGACCUCGCCCAUUCUAUGAACGGAGGUCUAGUCGUCUUCACUUCAGACCAGCACUUUGGGAAAGGACCGAACGUCCUUCUUCCCGGACGAGGUCACGAUAUGGGUGAUGGCUGGGAGACGAAGCGCAGCAGGACACCAGGCCAUAAAGACUGGCUUGUCAUCAAGCUCGGUGAGCCAGGCUUCCUCGACUACUGCGAGAUUGAUACUGCUCACUUCUUGGGCAACUUCCCCGCCUCGGUCGAGCUGCACGGUAUCGACUCCGACAGCAAGAUCCCUCCGGGCGCCGAAGACGAAGAUGGAGCUUCACAAGCGGGUUGGACCCAGCUUCUGGAGAGGCAAAAGACUGGACCAGGAAAGCAGCACUUCUUCAAGCUGAUCAGCGGUACAGAAAAGCAGAGGUUCAGCCAUAUUCGCGUCACCAUGCAUCCCGAUGGCGGCAUCAAGCGUGUUCGCAUCGUGGGUCGUCGCGCAGCCCCUCUGGCCAACUACACAGAGCCGCUCCCUCCCCUUUCACUACCAGGCUUCACAGACAAGGCUCUCCCCAACGAGCCGGUCGUCGCCUCAGCUUUGGACAGUCUGAGCCAAGCGGCUACAGCAGCGUACAACGCCGUCGCUUCAAAGAGUGGGUCAUCAUCCGCGCAGUCGCUCCGAGUGGUCAAGGCCGUACCACUCACCACUGCCUCUUUCAGUCCCUACGGCCAAGUAAUCGCAGGUCCGCCCUCAACCUCCUCAGCUCCAGCAUCGGGUUCUUCCACCACCGAUUGGCCUCACGCAAUUGUUAAUCAAGGCACAGCAAAGAAGUACGCUCAUCAAGGCCAGAUUCACCAGUCGUUCUCCCUAGAAGCUCAAGCAACCACCAACAUGCACCUGUAUAGAUGUGACUCUCUUCCAUUUUCCUCCCUUCCCCUCCCCCUCAAGAUGCUCGAGCGCCAUCGUUUCUCCAGCCAAUCAUUUAUCCCCCUCCACUCCCCACCCCAUCAAGGGCAAUACCUCGUCGUAGUCGCCCACAAUGGAGAAGACGAUAAGCCCGACUUGUCCACACUGGCCGUAUUCCUUGCAAGUGGGCAGCAGGGCAUCUGCUACCUCCCUGGCAUCUGGCAUUUGCCUAUGACUCCCAUUGCCCCCGACAAUCAGACGACAGCGCUCGAUUAUGCUUGUAUCGUUGCGGAGAGCACCACACAACCUGAAUUGAACUGUGAUGAGGAAUGGUGGACACAGCCCAGCGUGGCAGUCAGCUUGUAAAAGUCGCCCCUCUCAGUGCUUUAGUCUUGCCUUGACAACUUCUUCAAAUUAGAUUUUCAUUCAGGUGUAAGCGACUAUCGUAUACUUUACAGAGUGGCUACGGGUCUCGAUUUGGGCAGAUACAAGUACCGUCCUUUGAUUCUCCUAAGAUCGCCUUUGUGUUCUGACCUCUGUCUCCAUCUCCAUCUACCAACCC